AUGGCGUUAGCUGCAGUGCUAUGGCGCCUCAGCCAUGGUACAAGUGAUGCUGUCCAGGUUGUGGCGAACAUAUCCCUUCGAGGGUGUUAUCUUGAAGGCAGGUUGGAUCAGCUCCAAUUCGCAGACUUGUCUGAGCUCGAUGAUGUGGACCUCUGCAAUAAUUUCCUCAAUGGAUGUAUUCCCUCCACAGGUAAUCUUACAAAACUUGCCUACCUUGAUCUUUCCAAUAAUAACCUUUCGGGAUCUAUCCCAGCAUCCAUAGGAAAUUUAGCGAGUCUGGAGGGUUUGAGUCUUUUCAAUAAUCGAAUAAGUGGCAUGCUGCCACCAGAAUUAGGAUUCCUAAAGAAUCUCUGGAAUUUAGACUUCGGUAGCAAUCAGCUUAUUGGUAGUAUUCCACCUCAGAUCGUGCAAUGCCGGUUUUUGUCAUUUUUGGUCACAUCGGACAAAUUAUUGACUGGACCAAUACCACAAGAACUCGGAAAUUAUUUGUGGUCAAGAGAGUUGCAUCUGAGCAAAAAUAAUCUGAACGGCACCAUCCCAGUGACUCUUCCAAAGCUACACCAAUUGUGGUGGCUGGAUUUAUCGUACAACAACUUGAGUGGCAGAGUUGAUGCGACCUUUAACUUCUCAGUCAAUACCACAGUUUCUCUUGGCCACAAUAUGGAUCUAUGUGGUGAUCCAGAGUAUGGCUUGACACCAUGUCACACCCCAGAGUUCAACAAAAGGUUCAAGGAAGGAAAAACCAAUAAAAUGGCAAUACUUCUUACUUUUGCUUGCUUUUGCUUCAUCUGUACCGCAAUAGGAUGCAUGACAGUUGUUUAUUAUAGGAGAAAAUCUUCAAAGGUCAGCGACAAAAGUAAAUCUCAUGAUAUGGUCUCCAUCUGGAAUUUUGAUGGGAAAAUUGCAUUCCAAGACAUACUCAAUGCAACAGAAUGUUUUGAUGAUAAAUACUGCAUUGGUACUAAAGGAUACGGGUCUGUCUUCAGAGCUGAGCUUGAAGGAGGGAGAAUCUAUGCUAUCAAACUGCUCCACACAGUUGAAGAUUAUACUGAUGAGAAAGCAUUUCAUGCUGAGAUCCAAGUGUUGACAAAAGUAAGGCACCGAUGCAUAGUCAAGUUGUAUGGAUACUGUUCUCAUUCCAAGUGCAAAUUUCUUGUGUACGAUCUCAUCGAAAGGGGAAGUUUAGCAUCCAAUUUGCAGGAGGAACAGCUUGCCAAGGAGCUCGAUUGGUCAAAAAGAGUUGCCAUUGUUAGAGACGUAGCUCAAGCUCUCUCCUACUUGCACCAUGACUAUGAUACACCCAUUAUACAUCGUGACAUCAAAAGUAGCAAUAUCUUGUUAGACCGUGAUUUUAAGGCUUGUGUCUCAGACUUCGGCAUGGCUCAGACGUUGAAGCAUAGUUCCUCAAGUUGGAGCACCAUCUUUGUAGGGACAUGUGGUUAUAUAGCCCCAGGUACAUUACUUUGA
Molecule: messenger RNA, 1467 nt
Organism: Miscanthus lutarioriparius
Lineage: Eukaryota; Viridiplantae; Streptophyta; Magnoliopsida; Poales; Poaceae
Source: the annotation of a GenBank genome assembly